UGGAUGUCUACAGAACCAAAAAACAAGAGGAAUAUUUCAAAGCGAUUCUAAAGGAUAGAACAACCGAUACCGCCUCCUUUUCUUCACUGCUAAGGUUGGAACCUACUAUUCAAUGGGAAAAACGGGCCAGUUUCAUCGGCGAGCUCGAUCGAAAGACGGAAAGACGCUUGUAUUCCAUUUUAUGGAUGCGAUUGUGACGCUGGAUUACAUGACAGAUAUUGACGUUGUCAAGACUUACUCAAAGCAACGUGAAGAACUGUUCAUGAAGAAUUCUCAGUAUUUGCCUGAUUACUAUUACUCCAACAAAAACUAUUUUAUUGCACCCAACGACUUUGAUGCGGAUAUUACAGGCUUGCGGAUCAAUGAAGAAGGAAAUCUUAUGGCGAUCUGGAGCGCAAAGUAUAUAUACAUUUACAAACGUGGAGAUGCUGAUCAUGCAAUGAUGGACCCAAAUACGGUGGAGGAUGAGGAGGAUAUUGAUGAGGAUAUUGACAAAUUUCCUAUUCCCGCUGACGUUUUGGCCCGAUUUCCCGCGCGUUGGAAAUUGCGAAUGAUGGUUCCACUCCCAGAGCUGAGGUCAUUAUCGAUUUCAUCAAUCCAUUUUUACAAUGCAUCCAUCAGCGACGAUCGCACCCCGCAAAACUUCAUGUUUGUUGCUUUCGAGAAAGGUUCGGUCUAUUCAUACCUUGUCGAUGACACUGAAGCACCGGAAAACAUUAGCUUCUGGACAUUUGUAACCAAUCGAUGGGAUAUGGUCAUUGCAAUGUCUAUCGUAAUAUCAAUAUUUGUAUUUAAUGAAUAUCAUCAUUUUUCUUGAGCAUUUUUCAAUAUCAUGUUUAGGAUGACGCAAAAGACAUGUCAUCACACAUAAAUAAAAGACAAGUCUGUACUGUAAAUGGCUUCGGAAUCAACCUACGU
Molecule: messenger RNA, 918 nt
Organism: Radiomyces spectabilis
Lineage: Eukaryota; Fungi; Mucoromycota; Mucoromycetes; Mucorales; Radiomycetaceae
Exons: 5
Coding region: 113-817 (234 amino acids)
Source: RefSeq, a predicted model, not a curated record